AUGUGUGUGUACAUUUGCAGAUUUUAUCAGUCAGUGUUAAAUGAAAAAGACAAAGAACAACUUUUCUUUCUGGUGUUCUCGGAGCACAAGCCUGUGGCACAGGAAGCAGCAGACUAUGUAUUGCAAGUAUCGAGAGUGAUAAUGGAAGAAGAUGGCUCAAGUUUACUGGAAAACAUUGCUUGCUUCUUCAAGGAAUGUAAAUAUCAUGGAUAUGAAACACUGUAUGUGGACUCACUUUGGGACAUAUGUAAAGAACUAUGUGACUGGAAGGAAUUCAUAGAAUGUUUUUUGCGGCAAAAAGAUACAGACGCAAAGUCUGCAUUUUUGAGGAUCAUGGUGAGCUGUAUACAUAGAGCUGUGACAGGUGAAACACCUAGAUGUAAGGGAAGGAAAACAUUCCAGCAGACUGUUAUGACUAUUGAGAGAUCAAAAUCUAAAUUGAAAGAGGAAGAGAGGAAGGCAAUAACUGAAGUAUUUAUGGAUUAUCUCCCUGAGAUUAUAAAACAAAAUAUGAAAGAGGAAAUCAUCUUGAUAGAUUGUCUCAAAAUACCAUUAUAUAUGCAGACUGAUGUAUAUGGAUGCAACAUUAACCAGAAGCCACUUGAAGAACUUUUGGAUGCCUUAAAAGAAGUUGUCCUCUUCACAAAUGAUGAUAGUGUGCUAAACAGCAUUACAAAAGUAUAUGAUCUGUUCAGUUCCCCUGAAAUAGCAACUUUUAACACAACUGCUAUGAGAUGUGGAAUGUUGAUGGGGACUGUAACAGAUGCCACGAAAAAAGCAAUGGAAAAUUUUCAACACAUUGUGCAGGAAUCUAUGCCACCUGUUGCUGUUACCUAUGAAACUGAAAAAUGGACAAAAAAAGUGUCUUAUCUAAGCAAGUGUAUUGAUAUUAGAAGUUAUGACAUACUUAAUGAAAUGUUACAAUUUAUUGCUGCUGACAUUUCAGGAAGCUUUCCAGUUCCUGACGAGGUUAUGUGCUAUAUGCUUCAGAGUUGCUUUAAUGGGAUUAAGAUGAGUGUGGAAAAAUCUUCUGAAGCAGAUAAAAACAGCGAAAGUUUUAAAAACCUGAUAAAUGAUUUGCAGAAAUUUAUUCAACUUUUGACAGCUCUUAUGUCAUCCGAUAGUAAAACUCCAACUCAGAAAGAGGCCUUCAACAUCUUUUGUGAGCUUGUCUACUUUCUACAAGUGUUUUGCAGGAACUAUCCCAAUCUUUCUAACUUGCUGUAUAGACCUGAUGGAUAUGUGGAGGACAGAUUAAUAUAUAUUUUAAAAGAAUGGGUUUUUGCUCUGCCAGGCACACGUUUCACAGAUCCAUCAGAAGAAUCAGUAAGUGAAACUACAUUGGACGAACGUAAAAGGAUGUUGAAAGGGUACUGGAGUUUGAUAUCUUGCUGGACAUUACCCAUUGAUUCUGCAGAAUUCAUAUUCAAGCACUAUGCACAGUUUCCAGAAUAUGAAGAUUGUUUGCAGCAGAUGCUUCAGGUUUUAUUGAAAUUUGACACUAUACUGUGUGCUGAAGUUUUGGUUAAUACACUAUGGCCGAAGAGUAGUGUACCAGAAAGCUUGAAAUCUUCAAAAGGAAUGGCAAAAAAAUUUGCUGAUGUGUUUAAAGCAAAUUGUAGUGAAUGUCGAGAAGCUAUUGUUGCUCUCCAGAAGAGAGUGAUCUUUCACAUUAGUCAGCAUGAAAACUGCUCCAAAUAUCUUGAUUUUAUGGAGAUUUUUACUGACUUUGCUGAAAUGACUCACAUGUCUGAUGUUGACGAUAUACUUGAGUAUUUACAACAGAACGUGCCAACAGAGGAACUACGUCACAUAGGGGAGUCGGCACCAUUCAAGCAUUACAUUAACUGCUUAUUAAAAGUAAAGAAAAGUAUGUGAAACAUUCAGUCAAGCUCAUCUUCCUGUAAUCAACCUGCAACAAUAAAGCAUAGCCACCCAUAACUAGAUAUUCAAAACAGCAGAGAAACCAGAAUUUGUCUAUCCAUUCAGAAAAACUACCAAUAAAGUCUUGUUCUGUUGAAGAGAUCUAGGUCAGAAUUUAGAGUUUAUGGGCAAAUAUUGUUAAGAUGUUUAUCAAACUGCAUGUGUACAAAAAAUAUUCCUUUAGUUGCAAUUUUUUCAACUUAGUGUUGAAUGUCGGUUUAA
This is a messenger RNA of Schistocerca americana (American grasshopper), 2145 nucleotides long. Its product is annotated as cohesin subunit SA-3-like. Lineage: Eukaryota; Metazoa; Arthropoda; Insecta; Orthoptera; Acrididae. Gene Ontology annotation, cellular component: chromatin; nucleus; cohesin complex. The record is from RefSeq and is a predicted model, not a curated record. The transcript is spliced from 12 exons. The coding region runs from base 1 to 1878 and encodes 625 amino acids. Gene Ontology annotation, molecular function: chromatin binding. Gene Ontology annotation, biological process: sister chromatid cohesion.